Drosophila sulfurigaster albostrigata is the source of this 1164-nucleotide messenger RNA. RefSeq lists its product as uncharacterized. NCBI's taxonomy places the organism in Eukaryota, Metazoa, Arthropoda, Insecta, Diptera, Drosophilidae. The transcript is spliced from 3 exons. Gene Ontology annotation, cellular component: glucosidase II complex. Bases 265 to 906 code for a protein of 213 amino acids. The record is from RefSeq and is a predicted model, not a curated record. Gene Ontology annotation, biological process: N-glycan processing.
CUUACAAAGCUAAGCGAUUACUUUUAUUUUACAUUAAAUAGAAAGAGCAGUAACUAUUUUGAAAUCUAAUAUUGUCAACUUGAAUAUGUAUUUAAUAAGCUAAACGGUUCAGUGGUGAAAGAAAACGCGAAACUUCAGGGUUAACGUUUGUUGUCUUUACACUUUUUUUUUUGUUUUUUUUUGGCCACAUCGCUGACGCUAACUGACAAGCAAACAAACAAUAAACGUUGUCGCUAAACUACUAAAUAUAGACUGCAGUUCAAAAUGCGCAAAACGUGGGUGAAACGAGAAAAUAUUUACUACAAACCCUUUUACAAGGAUAAAUCCAAGAUGUUCUUGUUACUCAUCUUCUUAGUUGGCAUCUCAUUUAUAGCCUAUCAGGCCUUCUCGCUGAAUCAACUGCCCAGCGUGCAGCAGCUGCGACGCAAGCACAAACAAAUGAUGCAGUCGCUAGGCAGCAAACAGCGCGACGUGGAUGACUUUGAUGGCGGCGGGGGAGACGGUGAUGGAGCCGGAGUUGGAUUUGGGGCUGGAGUUGAAGCCGUUGUAACUGCCACGCAAGAUGCAGACGCUAUAAAGAUUAUACGAGGCACACGCCUUUUUGACUACGAUGCAUACAAACCCAAUUUCAAGGGCAACUUCAAGUGCCUAGACGGCAGCAAGGAGAUUCCCUUUAAGCAUCUCAACGACAACUACUGCGAUUGCGAGGGCGAUGGCAGUGAUGAGCCGAGCACAAAUGCUUGUGCUAAGGGGCGCUUCUAUUGCAAAUACCAGAAGCGUCAUUUUACGGGACGUGGUCUCGAUGUCUGGGUUUGGACGUCGCGGGUUAAUGACAACGUUUGCGACUGCUGCGAUGGCAGUGAUGAGUGGACGACGCAUGUCAAAUGUCCGAAUAGUUGUGCGUAGUCUAUUUAUUGGGGGGGAAAUGCUUAGAGCAGAGAUCACCAAUUGUAUUUUGUAUAGUUGUAGGUGAAACUAUCUCACACUCACAUCUCAAGGAAGAUUAAUCCAUUAAAAUGUCAGUAAAAGUCUGUAAAGCGCAUCACACGCGAUAUUUUAGAGAAUUACGAUGAUAUUGUAAUUUUACAUACAUACAUACACAUAUAUCAUAAUAAAUAUUUUUUAAGUAGAUCGAAUAAAAUAAAAAAGAAACAACCAACUAUA